GUGAAAUGUUGAGAAUGCUACGGGAAGACCAAAAGCUAUCAUUGGUGCACAUGUCAUCAAAAAUUGUUCAAAGCACAAGCCCAGUGCAUCGCACCUGCUCUGUUCAUUCUUAGUGAACUAAGGUACGGGGUAGACCCAACUUAUUAUUCAGCGUUCCAGCAACCUAGGACCUUUUUGCAACAUUUUGAUACAAUACUUAACGACCUACGCUGCCACAACCUGGCCAGUUCCAAUUCUCAACAUGGUCUAAAAGUUCAACUCAUUGCCCUUGACCUUGUGAUUGCGUACCCUCCAACACGAAAGAGAGAAACUCGGGCACUCGCAAAAAUAUGACGGAUCAACAAUCGUCUUCGGACGUUGCAUCUAACGGCAGCUUACUACACAGCACGGAUUCCUGUCAUUCGAAUGCUCCAAUUGGUCUGAAAUGGCGAUCAAAUACUCUGUUCAUCUGCCUGACAGUGGGCAUCGGAGCAUUUACAGACAUGUUCCUUUAUGGUCUCAUCGUACCGGUACUCCCGUUCAUGCUCCAGGACCGUGUCAAACUCCCCGAGUCUGAGAUUCAAACAACGAUAUCUAAUCUGUUAGCGAUCUAUGCGGCAGCAUCAUGUGUAGCAUCACCUCUUGCUGGUGUUAUGGCAGAUCGAUUUGCUUCCUCUCGGCAAUUCCCUUUCCUGAUCGGUCUGAUCUUGCUGCUGGCAUCCACUGUUCUUCUUGCCUUGGGGAGUUCCAUUCCGGUACUGGCCCUUGCACGAGCUCUUCAAGGUGCAUCAGGUGGAUUCGUUUGGACGAUCGGUUUGGCACUACUCAUUGAGACAGUCGGACAGGAGAAUCUUGGAAAGGCGCUUGGAACAGUCUUCAGCUUCUGUUCGGUGGCGGGACUUUUUGCGCCAUUGGUCGGUGGCAUCCUCUAUGCGAAAUCUGGAUAUUUUGGUGUUUUUGGUCUCGGGAUCGCUUUCAUCGCCAUCGAUUUCUUCAUGCGGAUCUUCAUGAUCGAGAAGAAGCAGGCAGAAAAAUAUAUCACUCCCUGUGAUUCAUACACUGGUUCAUCAGACGUUAUCGCCGACGAGAACACGCCUCUCCUAGCAAGCUCAUCUACCCCUGAUUGCAAUAGUAAAUACCGCCUUCCAGAACCAGCGUCUCGGAUCACGAAGGAAUUUCCCAUCCUGUUGCUCCUCCAUUAUCCAGCCCUAGUCACCGCCUUCUUCAUUGGUCUCAUCCAGGCGUUAUUGCUAGGCGCAUACGACGCAACCGUCCCACUCGUCGCUUCUUCCUUCUACGGAUUCGACAGCCUCAAGGUUGGCCUACUCUUCCUGCCACUAGGUGGGUCGGACUUUUUCCUCGGACCCGUCUUCGGGUGGUGUGUGGAUCGCUGGGGCACUAGGAUCAUCGCAGUGAUCGGUUUCACCUUUCUCAUCCCCGCGCUUGCCCUCCUCCGACUCACCGAAGUCGUAACGGAGAUCGAUCUCGGCCGCCAAAUUGCCAUGUAUGCGAGCUUGCUCGCACUCAACGGCAUUGGACUCGCCAUGAUCGGCCCCGUCUCAAUGGUCGAGUCCGGCAACAUCAUUGACAAGUACUACAAGGCGAAUACGGAGCUUUUUGGCGGGCGAGCACCAUACGCACAACUUUAUGGUAUCAGCAGCAUGAUGUGGUGUCUAGGCUUAACCGUGGGCCCGCUCAUGGCUGGCGCACUAAAGGAAAAGAUUGGGUACGGAAACAUGAACGCUGUCCUUGCAGGAAUCUGCGGGUUCACAGCGAUUCUCUCAGGUAUCUUUCUGCGAGGUAGAGGGAAGGCGAAGCGCGCAGCUAUUGAGGAUGACUACUAGACGUGGCAUCUUCGUUGUUGACCAAAAUGCUUGACAGGCGUUUGUCGUUCAUGUUGGCGCGCCACAGCUAUCAUCGAUUCUUCCACACCACUCCAAAAAUUAUUAUACCCUUACUAUGCUAUCAGUUACCAAUCAGUACUAAUC
Messenger RNA from Aaosphaeria arxii CBS 175.79, 1967 nucleotides. RefSeq names its product MFS general substrate transporter. Gene Ontology annotation, molecular function: transmembrane transporter activity. Gene Ontology annotation, biological process: transmembrane transport. Lineage: Eukaryota; Fungi; Ascomycota; Dothideomycetes; Pleosporales. The record is from RefSeq and is a predicted model, not a curated record. The transcript has a single exon. Bases 330 to 1823 code for a protein of 497 amino acids.